This is a messenger RNA of Penicillium malachiteum, 1539 nucleotides long. RefSeq names its product putative xylosidase/arabinosidase. The coding region runs from base 1 to 1539 and encodes 512 amino acids. Lineage: Eukaryota; Fungi; Ascomycota; Eurotiomycetes; Eurotiales; Aspergillaceae. The record is from RefSeq and is a predicted model, not a curated record. The transcript has 2 exons. Gene Ontology annotation, molecular function: hydrolase activity, hydrolyzing O-glycosyl compounds. Gene Ontology annotation, biological process: carbohydrate metabolic process.
AUGACCGCUGUUAAUCCAAUUAUUCCUGGCUUUGCGCCAGAUCCUUCUGUGGUGAAAGUAGGAGAGUGGUACUACCUUAUAAACUCUUCUUUCCAUCUUUCCCCCGGAUUGCCCAUUUAUGUCUCCAAGGAUCUACUAUCCUGGCAUCAGAUAGGCAAUGCAAUCUAUCGGCGGGAUCAAUUAAGCCUAGCAAGGUCGAAUACAAAUUUGAGUACUCAGUCACCCACUGGGGAUAUACUGCUUGCUACCGGUGGUCUGUAUGCGCCUACGAUCCGACAUCACAAUGGGAUAUUCUACGUGGUUUGCACCAACGCCAUUCGUGCAGACAUAUCGUCACUGGACUCCAAUUCUGUGAAACAAAACUUCAUUCUUUCAGCCAAAGAUAUCUGGGCAAACGAAUGGAGUGAUCCUGUCUAUUUCGACUUUCACGGAAUUGACCCCAGCCUUUUCUUCGACGAUGGUAAAGUGUACGUGCAGGGGGCUGCAGCACAAGGGAUCAGCAUGUUCGAAAUUAAUCUUCUCACGGGGGAGAGAAUUUCUCCUGAGCGGACAAUUUGGACUGGUUCCGGUGGCCUCUAUCCCGAGGGACCCCAUAUCUACAAGCGGAAUGAAUGGUACUAUUUGAUGAUCUCAGAGGACGGUACACAUGAGAAUCAUAUGGUCACAAUGGCCCGCUCUAAGGAUAUCUGGGGCCCGUAUGAGACGUGUCCCAAUAAUCCUAUUCUUACUGCUCGCGGAACAUCUGAGUAUAUACAACAUGUCGGACAUUGCGACGCCUUUGAAGACGGGGAAGGGAAGUGGUGGGGAGUCUCUCUUGGGGUGCGAAAAGCCAGCAACGGCAGCUGCAUCUUGGGCAGAGAGACUUUCCUCACUUCUGGCAGAUGGGAUAAAGAAUGGUUGACCUUCGAUAUGGUUAAACUGAUUCCCACUGACCCGGUACGACGGGAAGGGACUUAUGAUCUGUCUGCCGCACCAAAUGUAGACUUUGUCUAUAUACGGGAUGCAGAUCUCAGCAAGUAUGACAUCUCAAACGACGGCACACAGGUCACCCUUACAGCGUCGAGAACCGACCUGUCACAUCCUAGCCUAUCCCCCACCUUUGUUGGAAAGAGACAGCGUCGAUUGACCGGUGAAAGCAUCGUCACCCUCCGUCACCCGUCGGGCGUCUCGGCGUUGGAUAAGCUUAAAGCUGGUCUCGUUUGCUACAAAGACGAGCACCGCUAUAUUCGCUUGUUCUAUGAGGCAUCAAACUCGGAGAUUGUCUUUGAGUUUUUGAACAACGCCCAGAAGACCGUGAACACCGAAAAGCACACAAUACACUCCUUCGAGCAAUUAACACUGCGAAUGACAUAUACAGAGCAGAGCUAUUGGCUAUCAUAUAGAGCUGAUACCAGCUCAGAUAAAGGAUUCACGCAUAUUGCAUCCGUCGAUGCUUUACAACUCACAGAUAGAGAUUUUGUUGGGCCAGUGCUCGGUAUAUUUGCAGUUAGUGAAGAUGAUGGACCGGUUGUCAAGUUCACCGACUUUUCUGUAAAAUAG